This is a messenger RNA of Sardina pilchardus (European sardine), 1244 nucleotides long. RefSeq names its product stonustoxin subunit beta-like. Bases 32 to 703 code for a protein of 223 amino acids. Gene Ontology annotation, molecular function: protein binding. The record is from RefSeq and is a predicted model, not a curated record. The transcript is spliced from 2 exons. Lineage: Eukaryota; Metazoa; Chordata; Actinopteri; Clupeiformes; Clupeidae.
AAUAAACACAUCUCAUACUAAACUCAGUGAUAUGUCAAAACUGUAUUUUCUUCUCUCAUCCUUCUUAAGGUAUGACCAUGGAGGAGAGUGCAGGAUUAAACCAGGACUGAGAAAAUAUGCCUGUGAGCUCACACUGGACCCAAACACAGCACACAGAGAACUCUCUCUCUCUGAGGGGAACAGAAAGGUGACAUGGGUGUAUCCGCAGCAGCAGUCGUAUCCUGACCACCCAGAGAGAUUUGACUCCAGGGCUCAGGUGCUGUGUAGAGAGGGUCUGGCUGGACACCAUCCAGAGAGAUGUGACAGUCUGGGUCAGAGUCUAGUCAGCACGGGUCAGUCUGGACGCUACUACUGGGAGGCUGAGUGGCGUAAUGGUGAGAUAGCAGUGGCCUAUAAAAGCAUGGAGAGGAAAGGGAGGGGGAACAGCAGCAGGUUUGGAGGUAAUGCCAAGUCCUGGAGACUGGAGUGCUCUGGUAACAGUUACUCUGCCUGGCACAAUAAUAAGCAGACUGCCAUACCUGCCCCCUCCUCCAGCUCCAGCAGAGUAGGAGUGUACCUGGACUGGCCAGCAGGCACUCUGUCCUUCUACAGCGUCUCCUCUAACACACUCACCCACCUGCACACGUUCCACUCCACAUUCACUGAGCCCCUCUAUCCUGGGUUUUGGACUCUCUCCUCAGUGUCCCUGUGCCAGAUCACAUGACCUCCUAAUCCUGCAGCAGAGGAGAGCCACGCACCUGUUUACACACUCCUGUGUGUGUGUGUGUGUGUGUGUGUGUGUGUGUGUGUGUGCUUUGUGUGUGUGUGUGUGUGUGUGUGUGUGUGUGUGUGUGUGUGUGUGUGUGCUUUGUGUUUGUGUGUGUUUCCACAGGAGAGGAGCGCCACACACACUACUAUGUGUGUAUGUGUGUCCCUUCUAUUGCCUCAUCUGUGUCUUUUUGUGUGUGUGUGUUUAGUAUGUCUCUUUCUCUCUCGCUCUCUCUCACUCCUUCUGUGUGUGUGUAUGUGUGUUGCUGGCUUCCUCUGUGCUGCAUCAUUCUUCUGUUGCUGCAGAUUAAUAAGAUUAUAAAAUGAACAUACAGUGAGAGUGGACAUGUUUUCUCAGGGCUGGGAGUGUUAAUCCACCGUUAUUUUACAUCUAUAUUCUGAUAUGCUUGAGAGUGAGUCUUCAUAGCUUGAAGGUGAUUCCUUUUAUUUGAAUAAUAAGUUAAAUAUGUCAUUGGUGAAUUGGUUAAAAUGGCUUA